AUGAGUCGCCUGGCUCUUUCACCGCGCUUCCGCGUCUUGCCUCACUUCAUUGAAACAUUGAUCUUUGUGUAUUUCGCUGCCACCUCUUUGGCUGACUCACAGGGUCUUUUCCCAAAGCUGGAGAACGUGGGAGCCUUCAAGAAUGUUUCCAUUGUGCCAACCCAAGCGACAUGUGGACUCCCAGACCGAAGCACGUUUUGCCAUAGCUCUACCGCUGCCGCAAGUCUUCAGUUCUGUGCCCAGCGGAUUUGCAUUCAGGACUGUCCCUACAGAUCUUCGUCGCCGGGCCACACCGCCCUGUUCUCGGCAGGUCUUGGGAGUUGCAUUGCGGUAGACAAGCAUGAUCUGUGUCCCAAUGCUCAUAGCAACUCCACAAGUUUUAUUUUUGGAAAUCACAAGAAUUGCUUUUCUUCUCCUCCUUCUCUAAGGCUGGCAGCAUCAUUUACUCUAGCUGUGUGGCUGAAACCUGAGAAGGAAGGUGUAAUGUGUGUUAUAGAAAAGAUGGUGGAUGGGCAGAUUGUGUUCAAACUUACAAUAUCUGAGAAGGAGAGCAUGUUUUAUUAUCGCACAGUAAAUGGUUUGCAGCCUCCAAUAAAAGUAAUGACACUGGGGAGAAUUCUUGUGAAGAAAUGGAUUCAUCUUAGUGUGCAGGUGCAUCAGACAAAAAUCAGUUUCUUCAUCAAUGGUUUGGAGGAAGAUAAUACAGCAUUUGAUGCAAGAACUCUAAGUGGUUCAAUUAUGGAUUUUGCCUCUGGUACUACACAAAUAGGACAGAGUUUAAAUGGACUAGAGCAGUUUGUUGGAAGAAUGCAAGAUUUUCGAUUAUACCAAGUGGCACUUACAAACAGGGAGAUUCUGGAAGUUUAUUCUGGAAAUCUGUUGAGAUUGCAUACCCAGUCACAUUGUCGCUGCCCUGGCAGCCACCCUCGGGUCCAUCCUUCAGUUCAGCGAUACUGCAUCCCCAACGAUGAAGAGGACACAACCACGGAGAGGGUGUUACGGCUGAACCCUGAAGCCCAUCCUCUCUCUUUUGUCAAUGAUAAUGACAUCAGUACUUCGUGGGUUUCACAUGUAUUUCCAAGCAUUACCCAGCUUAAUCAAGGAGUGACCAUUUCAAUAGAUUUGGAAAAUGGACAGUAUCAGGUGUUUUAUAUUAUCAUUCGAUUCCUUAGUCCACAACCAACAGCGAUAAGGAUUCAAAGGAAGAAGGAGAACAGCCUGGACUGGGAGGAUUGGCAGUAUUUUGCUAGAAACUGCAGAGCUUUGGGAAUGAAAAAUAAUGGAGAUUUGGGGAAACCUGAUUCUGUCAACUGUCUUCAGUUUUCCACUUUGACUCCAUAUUCUCAUGGCAAUGUCACAUUUAGCAUCCUAACACCUGGACCAAAUCAUCGUCCUGGCUACAAUGACUUUUAUAAUACCCCAUCUCUUCAAGAGUUUGUAAAAGCCACACAAGUAAGACUUCAUUUUUAUGGACAGUACUAUACAACUGAGACUCCUGUCAGCCUCAGACACAGAUACUAUGCAGUCGACGAAAUCACCAUCACUGGGAGAUGUCAGUGCUACGGUCAUGCCGAUGUGUGUGACACCACAAGCCAGCCCUAUCGAUGCCUCUGCUCUCUGGAAAGCUUCACGCAAGGAGUUCAUUGUGAUCUCUGCCUGCCUCUUUAUAAUGACAAGCCUUUCCGCCAAGGUGAUCAAGUUCAUGCUUUCAACUGCAGACCUUGUCAGUGCAACAACCAUUCUAGAAGCUGCCACUACAACAUUUCCCUGGACCCGUUUCCAUCUGAGCACCACAGAGGAGGUGGAGGGGUCUGUGAUGAUUGUGAGCAUAACACCACAGGAAGGAACUGUGAGCUGUGUAAGGAUUACUUUUUCCGCCACGUUGGUGCAGAUACUUCCGCCAUGGAUGUUUGCAAACCCUGUGGUUGUGAUAAAGUGGGCACUAGAAACAGUGACCUCCUUUGUGAGAAGAUUGGAGGCCAGUGUAAUUGUAAGAGACAUGUAUCUGGCCGACAGUGCAGUCAGUGCCAGAAUGGAUUCUACAAUCUGCAAGAGUUGGACCCUGAUGGCUGCAGUCCCUGUGACUGUAAUUCCUCUGGGACAGUGGAUGGAGAUAUUACCUGUCACCAAACUUCAGGCCAGUGCAAGUGCAAAGCCAAUGUUAUUGGGCUUAGAUGCGAUCAUUGCAAUUUUGGAUUUAAGUUUCUCCGUAAUGUGAACGAUGAUGGAUGUGAACCCUGCCGGUGUAACCUGCACGGCUCAGUGCACAAGGUCUGCGAUCCUCUUUCUGGGCAGUGUGAGUGCAAGAAAGAAGCCACAGGACUUCAGUGUGACACCUGCAGAGAACACUUCUAUGGGCUGGACAUCACCAGUUGUAAGGCCUGUGACUGUGACGUGGCCGGAUCCCUCCCUGGGACUGUGUGUGAUGCCAAGACAGGCCAGUGCCUCUGUAAGCCCAGGGUUGGAGGGAGGCAGUGCAAUGAAUGUUUGGAGGGAUACUUCCACCUCCAGCAAAAUAAUUCUUUCCUCUGUCUGCCUUGUAACUGUGAUAAGACGGGGACAGUAAAUGGCUCUCUGCUGUGUGACAAAUCAACAGGACAAUGUCCUUGCAAAUUAGGAGUAACAGGUCUUCACUGUAAUCAGUGUGAGCCUCACAGGUACAAUUUGACCAGUGGCAAUUUUCAAGGCUGCCGGAUGUGUGAGUGUGACUCCUUGGGGACAUUGCCUGGGACCAUUUGUGACCCAAUCAGUGGCCAGUGCCUGUGUUUGCCUAAUCGUCAAGGAAGAAGGUGUAAUCAGUGUCAACCAGGUUUUUAUAUUUCUCCAGGCAAUGCCACUGGCUGCCUGCCAUGUUCCUGCCAUAUAACAGGUGCAGUUCAUCACAUCUGCAGUAGCCGAACUGGUCAGUGCAUUUGCCAGCACGCUUCUGUUGCUGGACAGAGUUGUGACCACUGUAGAGACCAUUACUUUGGAUUUGACCCUCAGACUGGAAGAUGUCAGCCUUGCAAUUGUCAUCUCUCAGGAUCCUUGAAUGAAACCUGUCACUUGGUCACGGGCCAGUGUUUCUGUAAGCGAUUUGUCACUGGCUCCAAGUGUGAUACGUGUGUUCCCAGCGCAAGCCAUUUGGAUGUAAACAAUCCGCUGGGCUGCAGCAAAACUCCAUCUCAGCAACCUCCACCCAGAGGACAAGUUCAAAGUUCUUCUGCUAUCAAUCUCUCCUGGAGUCCACCUGACUCUCCAAAUGCCCACUGGCUUACUUAUAGUUUAUUCAGGGAUAGUUCUGAAGUCUACACAACUGAAGAUCAAUACCCAUACAAAAUUCAAUACUUCUUAGACACUGACCUAUCACCAUACACUUCAUACUCCUAUUCCAUCGAGACCGCCAGUGUGCACGGCUCAACAAAGAGUGCACCUGUCACUUACAAGACGAAACCAGGGGUCCCAGAAGGACACUUGAACUUAAGUUAUAGCAUUCCUGUUGGCUCUCACUCCGUGACACUCACCUGGACUGCACCUUCCAAUCGCUCUGGUCCUAUAGAAAAGUAUAUUUUGUCCUGUGCUCCUUUGGAUGGCAUUCAGCCGUGUGUUCCUUAUGAAGGUCGUGAAACCUCCGCUACCAUCUGGAAUCUGCUUCCGUUCACCAAGUACCAUUUCUCUGUCCAGGCUUGUACUAGUGAGGGCUGUUUACACAGCUCACCCCUUCCUGUGAUCACAGCCCAGGCACCUCCCCGAGGGCUGAGUCCACCUAAGGUGCGGAAGAUCAGUUCUACUGAGCUCCACGUUGAAUGGGCUCCCCCAAUGGAACCAAAUGGAGUGAUAAUAAGAUAUGAACUAUACAUGAAAAGACUGAGAUCUGAUGGAGAGACCAUGUCAGCAGAAAGUCAAGUUUUUCAGAGCAGUGGCUGGCUCAGUCCUCCCUCGUUUGGAGAAUCAGCCAAUGAAAAUGCAUUAAAACCUCCUCAGACAGCCGCCACCGUCACUGCCUUGGAGCCAUACACCAUGUAUGAGUUUCGGGUCUUAGCCGUGAACAUGGCUGGCAGUGUGUCAUCUGCCUGGAUGUCAGAAAGAACGGGAGAAUCAGUGCCAGCGUUCAUGACCCCUCCUUCCGUCUCCCCACUGUCACCAUACUCCCUCAAUGUGUCCUGGGAGAAACCAGCAGACAACGUAACAAGAGGAGAAGUUAUGGGGUAUAAGAUCAACAUGAUUUCGGAAGAAUCACCUCAACAAUCUGUUCCGGCGGCAUUGUCACAGGUGUUGCACCCCGCUAAAUCCCAGGAACUGUCAUAUGUUGUAAAAGAACUCAAACCUUAUAAGAUAUACAACUUUACUAUUUCUCUCUGCAACUCAGUUGGUUGUGUGACCAGCGCUUCAGGAGCGGGACAGACAUUGGCAGCAGCACCAGCCCAGCUGAGACCUCCUGUUGUCGAAGGCAUCAACAGCACAACCAUCCAUGUCCGAUGGCUCGCCCCGGAAGAACUGAAUGGACCCCCUCCUACGUAUCGCCUAGAAAGGAGAGAGUCAGCUCUCCCAGCCCCAAUGGCCAUGAUGAUGAAAGGAAUUCGUUUCACAGGGAAUGGAUAUUAUAAAUUUCCCAGCUCCACACACCCAGUCAAUACAGACUUUACUGGCAUUAAGGCCAGCUUUCGAACAAGGGUGCCUGAAGGUUUGAUUGUCUUUGCUGCAUCACCUGGCAAUCAGGAAGAGUAUUUUGCACUUCAGUUGAAGAAUGGACGUCCUUAUUUUCUUUUUGAUCCUCAGGGUUCUUCAGUGGAAGUUACUACAACUAAUGAUGGUGGUAAACAAUAUAGUGAUGGUGAAUGGCAUGAAAUAAUUGCUAUUAGGCAUCAGACUUUUGGCCAAAUUACCCUCGAUGGGCAGUAUACAGGUUCCUCGGCCACCCCGAAUGGGAGCACCAUUAUUGGAGGGAACACGGGAGUGUUUGUGGGCGGGCUUCCACAGGAUUAUACCAUCCUCAGGAAGGAUUCUGACAUAAUCCAAAAAGGUUUUGUGGGCUGUGUCAAGGAUAUGUACUUUAUGAAGAAUUAUAAUCCCUUUGCUAUUUGGGAGCCUCUGGUUUGGCAGAGCGCUGAGGAGCAACGCAACGUGUAUAACCCCUGGGAGGGAUGCCCCACUUCGUUACAAGAGGGAGCCCAGUUCCUAGGAGCAGGGUUCCUGGAACUUCCAUCUCACACAUUUCAUGGUGGAAUGGAUUUUGAGAUUUCCUUGAAGUUCAGAACCGACCAAUUGAAUGGAUUGCUUCUUUUUGCUUAUAACAAAGAUGGGCCUGAUUUUCUUGCUAUGGAACUGAAGAGUGGAAUAUUGAGCUUCCGGUUAAAUACCAGUCUUACCUUGACACAAGUGGAUCUAUGGCUGGGGCUGUCCUAUUGUGAUGGAAAGUGGAAUAAAGUGAUUAUUAAAAAGAAAGGCUCCAUCUUAUCGGCAAGCAUGAAUGAACUGAGGGAGCAUGUGUCGCAGUCCGGAGCCCAGCCACUGAUGGUGAACUCCCCCGUCUAUGUGGGAGGGACCCCCCACGAGCUGCCGGACUCCUUUAAAUACCUGAGUUUGGAACAAGGUUUCGGUGGUUGCAUGAAGGAUGUUAAAUUUGCACGGGGUGCUGUCGUUAACUUGGCAUCUGUGUCCAGCAGUGCUGUCAGAGUCAAUCUGGAUGGAUGCCUAUCAAGUGACAGCGUUGUUAACUGCAGGGGAAAUGACUCCAUCCUGGUUUACCGGGGAAAAGAGCAGAGUGUUUACGAGAGUGCUCUCCAGCCCUUUACAGAAUACCUGUAUCGAGUGAUAGCCUCACACGAAGGAGGUUCGGUGUACAGUGAUUGGAGUCGGGGACGUACAACAGGAGCAGCGCCACAAAGUGUGCCAACUCCCUCAAGAGUCCGCAGCAUAAACGGAUAUAGCAUCGAGGUGACUUGGGACCAACCUUUUGUGGUUAGAGGUGUAAUCGAGAAGUACAUUCUGCGGGCCUACAGUGCAGACGGCCCCCGGUCACCCCGCACACCCUUGGCCAGUUCCGAGUUUGUUAAUACCAGCGCCCUCACAGGCAUAUUGACAGGCCUGCUACCCUUCAAAAACUAUGCAGUAACCCUAACUGCUUGCACUUUGGCUGGCUGUACGGAGAGCUCACAUGCAUUGAACGUCUCUACUCCACAAGAAGCCCCACAGGAAGUUCAGCCACCAGUAGCCAAAUCUCUUCCCAAUUCUCUGUUACUCUCUUGGAAUCCACCCAAAAAAGCAAAUGGUAUUAUAACUGAGUACUCUUUAUAUAUGGAUGGAAUGCUAAUCUAUUCGGGCAGUGGAGAGAACUAUACAGUCACAGAUUUAGCUGUAUUUACACCCCACCAGUUUCUACUUAGUGCCUGCACGCAUGUGGGGUGUACAAACAGUUCCCUGGUCAUACUGUACACAGCACAGCUGCCACCAGAACAUGUGGAUUCCCCACUUCUGACCGUCCUGGAUCCUAGAACAAUAUAUGUACAGUGGAAACAACCAAGAAAUGUAAAUGGAAUUCUGGAGCGCUAUAUAUUAUAUAUUUCAAAUCACACGCAUAAUUUUACAAUUUGGGAUGUCAUCUAUAACAGCACAGAACUUUUUCAGGAUCACCUGCUACAGUCCCUGUCCCCUGGUAAUAAAUAUCUCAUCAGGCUGGGAGCUUGUACGGGAGGCGGGUGCACAGUGAGUGAGGCCAGAGAGGCCCUGACUGAGGAGUGUGCACCCGAAGGCGUCCCGGCCCCCAAGGUGCACUCCUAUUCACCUCACUCCUUUAACAUCUCCUGGACUGAGCCUGAAUAUCCAAAUGGUGUUAUCACAAGCUAUGGACUCUAUCUAGAUGGAAUAUUAAUUCACAAUUCCUCAGAACUCAGCUGUCACGCUCAUGGAUUUGCUCCUUGGAGUUUACAUUCCUUCAGAGUCCAAGCAUGCACGGCCAAAGGUUGUGCUCUGGGCCCACUGGUGGAAAAUCGAACUCUAGAAGCUCCUCCUGACGGAACAGUAAAUGUGUUUGUCAAAACAGAAGGAUCCCGGAAAGCCCACGUGAAAUGGGAAGCACCUUUUCACCCUAAUGGACAUUUAACAUACUCAGUCAUUUUCACUGGGAUUUUCUAUGCAGAUCAAGCAGAUUGUAACUAUACUCUUCUGAAUGGCACACGAGUCAUGCACAGUGGUGAAGAGACAGACCUUUGGGUGCUCAUCGAAGGCUUGGUUCCUUUCUCUAACUACACUGUAGAAGUGAAUGUUUCAAAUAGCCAAGGCAGCUUGGGAAGUGAUCCUAUAACAGUUGCAAUGCCACCAGGCGCUCCAGAUGGCGUGUUGCCUCCGAGGCUUUCAUCUGCCACUCCAACCAGUCUUCAGGUUGUCUGGUCUACACCAGCUCGUAACAACGCUCCCGGCUCUCCCAGAUACCAACUCCAGAUGAGGCCUGGCCACUCCACUCACGGAUUUCUAGAGUUAUUUCCCAAUCCUUCUGCAUCGUUAAGCUAUGAAGUGAGAGAUCUCCAACCAUACACAGAAUAUGAGUUUCGCUUGGUUGCUUCCAAUGGAUUUGGCAGUGCACAUAGUUGCUGGAUUCUGUUCGUGACCACAGAGGACAAACCUGGACCCAUGGACCCUCCAAUUCUUCUGGACGUGAAGUCAAGAACGAUGUCGGUCAUCUGGCAACAUCCUUCAAAGCACAAUGGGGUCAUUACCCAUUAUAACAUUUACCAACAUGGCCAUCUCUACCUGAAAACUUCUGGAAAUGUCACUAAUUGCACGGUGAUCCAUUUACGCCCAUAUACUGCCUAUAAGUUUCAAGUGGAAGCCUGUACUUCAAAAGGGUGUUCCCUGUCACCAGAGUCCCAGACUGUCCGGACACUCCCGGAUGCACCAGAAGGUAUCCCAAGUCCGGAGCUGUUCUCUGACACCCCAACAUCAGUGAUUAUAUCUUGGCAACUCCCUACUCACCCCAACGGCUUGGUGGAGAACUUCACAAUUGACAGAAGAGUCCAAGGGGAGGAAGAAGUUACUACCCUGGUGACUCUCCCAAGAAGUCAAUCCAUGAGGUUUAUGGACAAGACUUCUGCUCUUAGCCCAUGGACAAAAUAUGAAUACAGGGUACUGAUGAGCACUCUUAAUGGAGGUACAAAUGGCAGCGAUUGGGUAGCAGUGACCACAAGACCCUCACGACCUGCUGGGGUACAGCCACCUGUGGUACAUGUGCUAGGACCCGAUUCAGUUGAGGUCACUUGGAAACCCCCACUCCUCCAAAAUGGAGACAUACUUAGCUAUGAGAUCCGCAUGCCCGACCCUCACAUCACAAUAACCAACGUGACUCCCUCAGUGUUAAGUCAAGUAAUUACUCCUCUGAUUCCCUUCACUAAUUAUUCUGUCACCAUUGUGGCUUGUUCAGGAGGCAACGGGUACCUAGGAGGGUGCACAGAGAGUUUACCCACCCAUGUUACCACCCACCCCACCCUCCCUCAGGGCGUUAACCCGUUAUUGGUGAUUCCACUAAGUGAAUCAUAUGUUGGGAUUUCAUGGCAGCCACCAUCCAGACCAAAUGGACCUGAUUUGAGAUAUGAGCUUCUGAGACGUAAAAUCCAGCAGCCACUUGCAUCAAAUCCCCCAGAAGAUUUAAAUCUGUGGCACAAUAUUUAUUCAGGAACUCAGUGGUUUUAUGAAGAUAAGGGUCUUAGCAGGUUUACAACGUACGAGUAUAAGGUCUUCGUACACAACAGUGUGGGUUUUACAUCAAGCCAACCGGCUACCGUGACGACAUUAGCUGGUCUUCCCAAGAGGGGCACCAACCUCACAGCAACUGUUCUUAACCACACGGCCAUUGACGUGACAUGGGCUAAACCAAGUUUUCAAGACCUGCAAGGUGAUGUUGAAUCUUACACACUUUUUUGGAGUUCUGCUACCUCAAAUGAAUCUCUAAAAAUCCUCCCAGAUGUAAACUCUCAUGUCAUCGGCCACUUAAAUCCAAACACAGAAUAUCGAAUUUUUAUCUCUGUCUUCAAUGGCGUCCACAGCAUCAGUGGUGAAGUAUUGUGUGCAACCACUUUCGAUGGGGAGCCUCAGGGCAUGCUUCCUCCAGAGGUUGUCAUCAUCAACGGUACAGCUGUACGUGUCAUCUGGACAUCUCCUUCAAACCCAAAUGGCGUUAUCACUGAAUAUUCUGUCUAUGUAAAUAAUAAGCUCUACAAGACCGGAAUGAAUGUGCCCGGCUCUUUCAUUCUAAGAGACCUGUCUCCCUUCACUAUCUAUGACGUUCAGGUUGAAGUCUGCACCAAAUAUGCCUGUGUGAAAAGCAAUGGCACCCAAAUCACCACUGUGGAAGAUACUCCAAGUGAUAUACCAACACCCACAAUUCAUGGCAUCACUUCAAGAUCCCUUCAAGUCGAUUGGAUGUCUCCAGGGAAGCCAAAUGGCAUCAUUCUCGGAUAUGAUCUCUUACGUAAAACAUGGCAUUCGUGCCGGAAAACCCAGAAGUUAAUGAAGGACCACAGUACUGAGUUCUGCAAGGCAGUGAAGUGUCAAAAACCUAAAACUAUCUGUGGACACAAGUGCUAUUCUCCUGAAGCUAAGGUUUGUUGUAAUGGAGUUCUCCAUGACCCCCAGCCUGGGCACCACUGUUGCGAAGAGAAGUAUAUCCCGUUCAUUUUGAAUUCAACUGGGGUUUGUUGUGGUGGCCGAAUACGAGAAGCUCAACCAAAUCACCACUGCUGCUCUGGGUAUUAUGUCAGAAUUCUACCAGGUGAAGUAUGUUGUCCAGAUGAACAGCACAAUCGGGUUUCCACUGGCAUCGGUGACUCCUGCUGUGGCCGAAUGCCUUACUCCACCUCAGGAAAUCAGAUUUGCUGUGCUGGGAAGCUUCAUGAUGGCCAUGGCCAGCAGUGCUGUGGCGGACAGAUUGUGAGCAAAGAUUUAGAAUGCUGUGGUGGAGAAGAAGACGGCAUGGUGUACCGUCGCCUUCCAGGGAGGUUCUGUUGUGGGCAGGAUUAUGUGAAUAUGGCAGAUACCAUAUGCUGCUCAGGUUCCAGGGGAGAGUCUAAAGCACAUGUUAAAAAGAAUGACCCGGUGCCAGUAAAAUGCUGUGAGACUGAACUUAUUCCAAAGAGCCAGAAAUGCUGUAAUGGAGUUGGAUAUAAUCCUUUGAAAUAUGUUUGCUCUGACAAGAUUUCAACUGGAAUGAUGAUGAAGUAUUCCAUGACAAUGUGUCUCUACAUGGAUAUGAUUACCAUCAUCAUCAUUAUUCACGGUGAUGGACUUUUUGUGGACUUUUUCAGUUGGACUCUCUAUUCCUUUAAUUUCACCGAAUCUCUUCUAAGCUUAUGUCCUUUUGUAACACUUUACCAUGUACGGCUGGAACAGCACACGCCUACUGCAGAUGUUCUAGAAUGUGACCUCUCCCCCAAGGGCUCCUCACUAUUGAAUUUCUCACUUUCAGACAUGAACCUGGAGCCUUACAAGACGUAUGAGUACAGAAUUUCUGCCUGGAAUAGCUAUGGGCGAGGAUUCAGCAAAGCUAUUAGAGCAAGGACCAAAGAAGAUGUGCCUGAAGGCGUGAGUCCCCCUACGUGGACCAAAAUGGAUAAUCGGGAAGAUGUCAUAGUCUUAAAUUGGAAGAAACCUAUACAAUCAAAUGGUCCUAUUAUUUACUACGUUCUUCUCCGAAAUGGAAUUGAAUGCUUUCAAGGAACGUCACUGAGCUUCUCUGAUACGAAGGGAAUUCAGCCAUUUCAGGAAUAUUCAUACCAGCUGAAAGCGUGCACGGUUGCUGGUUGUGCCGUCAGCAGCAAGGUAGUCGCAGCUACUGCCCAAGGGAUUCCGCAGAGUGUCCCGCCACCAAGAGUCACCGCGCCCAGUCCGGAGACUCUGCAUUUGAGCUGGAGUGUCCCUGAGAAACCAAAUGGUGUCAUUAAAGAGUACCAGCUCAGGCAGGCUGGGAAAGGUCUCAUCUACAGUGGCACCGCUGACAGGAGGCAGCAUACGGUCACAGGUCUCCAGCCAUACACCAACUACAGCUUCACACUUACAGCUUGUACACCUUCUGGAUGCACUUCAAGUGAGCCUUUUCUAGGUCAGACACUGCAGGCAGCCCCUGAAGGAGUUUGGAUGACACCGCGACACAUUAUCAUCAAUUCCACAACAGUGGAAUUGUAUUGGAGUCCUCCAGAAAAGCCCAAUGGCCUCAUUUCUCAAUAUCAAUUGAGUCGUAACGGAAGCUUGGUUUUCCUGGGUGGCAAAGAGGAGCAGAAAUUCACUGAUAAAAACCUGGAGCCCAACAGCAGAUACGUUUAUAAACUGGAAGUGGUAACUGGAGGUGGCAGCAGCCUGAGUGGUGAUUACAUCGUCCAAACACCUGCAGUCACACCAGAGGAAAUCCAGCCUCCGUGUAACAUCACAGUGAUUGGGCCUUAUUCCAUAUUUGUAGCUUGGACUCCACCAGGGAUCCUCAUCCACCAAAUGCCUGUGGAGUACAACGUCUUACUCAAUGCUGGAAGUGUAGCACCUCUGACCACCUCUGUGGGUCAUCAUCAAUCCAUCCUUCUGGAAAACUUGGCUCCAUUCACACGAUAUGAGAUAAGGAUACAAGCAUGUCAAAAUGGAAGUUGUGGAGUUAGCAGUGGGACGUUUGUCAAAACAUCUGAAGCAGCCCCGAUGGAGCUAAAUCCCCCGGUUCUUAAGGCACUGGGGUCAGCUUGCAUUGAGGUCAAGUGGAUGCCACCUAAAAAGCCAAAUGGAAUCAUCAUCAACUACUUUCUUCACAGACGCCUUGCUGGCAUCGAAGAGGAGUCCCUUUUGUUUGUCUGGUCAGAGGGAGCCCUGGAAUUCAUCGAUGCUUCCGAUACUCUGAUGCCUUUCACGUUCUAUGAGUAUCGGGUCAGAGCCCGCAACUCCAAAGGCUUAGUGGAGAGUCUGUGGUCAUCAGCACAGACUCUGGCAGCCCCACCUCAAGAUCUGCCAGCACCUUGGGCACAAGCCACCAGCGCUCAUUCAGUUCUGCUGAACUGGACAAAGCCGGGAUCUCCCAAUGGCAUUAUCUCCCAGUACCACGUACUCUACCAGGAGAGACCAGAUGACCCUACAUUUAACGUCUCUACUGUGCAUGCUUUCACCGUGAUGGGUACAAGCCAUCAAGCCCACCUGUUUGGGCUGGAACCAUUCACAACAUAUCACAUUGGAAUUGUGGCCACAAACCAGGCAGGAGAAGUUGCAAGCCCUUGGACCAUGGUUCAUACCCUAGAAUCUUCCCCCAGUGGACUGAGCAACUUCACAGUGGAGCAGCAGGAGAACGGCCGAGCAUUGCUGCUACAGUGGUCGGAGCCUGUGAGAAGCAAUGGUGUGAUUAAGACCUACAACGUGUUCAGUGAGGGGACCCUGGAGUACACUGGCUUGAAUCGUCAGUUUCUCUUCCGACGCCUGGACCCUUUCACUCUCUACACGCUGACUCUGGAGGCCUGCACGAGGGCUGGUUGCGCACACUCGGCGCCCCAGCCUCUGUGGACAGAUGAAGCCGCCCCCCACUCUCAGCUGGCCCCUACCAUCCAGUCUGUGGGGCCCACCAGCAUUGAGCUGAGCUGGGCAGAGCCUAUAUAUCCAAAUGGAAAGAUAAUUCGCUAUGAAGUGAUUCGCAGGUGCUUCGAGGGAAAAGCCUGGGGAAAUCAGACAAUCCAGGCAGAUGAGGAAAUUGUUUUCACGGAAUAUAAUACAGAAAGGAACACAUUUGUGUAUACUGACACUGGUUUGCAGCCGUGGGUGCAGUGUGAAUAUAAAAUCCACGCUUGGAAUUCUGCAGGCCACACCAGUAGCUCUUGGAGUGUCGUAAGGACAAUGCAGGCACCCCCAGAGGGGCUCUCUCCCCCAGAGAUAACCUAUGCAUCCACGAAUCCCCCAAAACUGCUGAUUUCCUGGCUCCCGCCAGAACAGCCUAAUGGUGUUAUCCAGUCGUACAAACUCCAAAGAAACGGAGCACUCUACCCUUUCAGCUUUGAUGCCCAGACUUUCAAUUAUACCGAUGAGGAGCUGCUUCCGUUUUCUACAUACAGCUAUGCGGUCAUCGCCUGUUCGAGUGGAGGCUGCUCCCCCAGCAAGCCCACCAGCAUCACAACCCUCCAGGCGGCUCCAGCUGGGGUCAGCCCUCCAGCUCUCUGGGCCAUCAGCGCUACCCAAAUAAAUGCAUCAUGGUCACCGCCAGCAAUUAAAAAUGGAAAGAUCACUCAAUAUUUGCUGAGACUGGAUGGGAAGGAGCACCCGGCUGGGCAGAGUCUGUCUCUGCUGGUUUCCCAGCUGCAGCCUCAUAGGCAGUACGAGUUCUCCCUGGUGGCCUGCACAAAAGGAGGCUGUACAGCUAGUGCAUCCAACUCUGCCUGGACAAUGGAGGCCCCACCAGAGAACAUAGACCCUCCAAAAUUGCAAGUCACAGGCUCAGAGUCAAUAGAGAUCACCUGGAAACCUCCCAGAAACCCAAAUGGCCAGAUCAGAAGUUACGAACUUAGACGAGAUGGAGCCAUCAUCUAUGCUGGCCUGGAAACUCGCUAUCAUGAUGUCACUCUCACCCCAGGGGUGGAGUAUGGCUACACAGUGGCCGCCAACAACAGCCAAGGUGGGGUGUUGAGCCCACUCGUCAAAGACAGAACCAGCCCCUCUGCGCCUUCAGGGUUAGAACCCCCAAAAUCAAAGGCCAAGGGCCCUCAAGAGAUUUUAGUGACGUGGGAUGCUCCAGUGAGGACAAAUGGUGAUAUCGUCAACUACACCCUCUUUAUCCGAGAGCUACUUGAUAAAGAAACAAAAACCAUACACAUAAACACAACUCAUAAUUCUUUUGACACACAGUCAUGCCUCGUUGACCAGCUGAAGCCAUUUCACAGGUAUGAGGUACGAAUUCAGGCUUGCACCGUGCAGGGAUGCGCAUCAAGUGACUGGACAUCCAUGCAGACCCCUGAGGUCGCACCUCAGAUGCAACCGCCUCCACAUCUCGAGGUCCGGAUGGCACCCGGGGGAUUCCAGCCCAUGGUUUCCCUUCUGUGGACAGGACCCCUUCAGCCAAAUGGAAAAGUUUUAUAUUAUGAGUUGUACAGAAGACAAAUAGCAACUCAGUCUAGAAAAUCGAAUCCAGUGCUAACCUAUAACGGAAGCGCAAGCUCUUUUACGGAUUUCGAACUAUCACCUUUCACAGAAUAUGAGUAUCAGGUCUGGGCAGUGAAUUCAGCAGGCAAGGCCCCCAGCAGCUGGACGGGGUGUAGAACUGGGCCUGCCCCCCCGGAAGGCCUCGGAGCCCCCAGGUUCCACACAGUCUCUUCCACCCAAGCAGUGGUCAACAUCAGCGCCCCUGGGAGGCCAAACGGAGUCGUCAGUCUCUACAGAUUGUUCUCCAGCACCAGCGGGGCAGAGACCGUGCUGUCUGAAGGCACGGCCACCCAGCAGACCCUUCACGGCCUGCAGCCUUUCACUACAUACUCCAUUGGGGUGGAGGCCUGCACUUGCUUCAAUUGUUGUAGCAAAGGGCCAACAGCAGAGCUGAGAACUCAUCCUGCUCCGCCCUCAGGACUGUCCUCUCCUCAAAUCCAGACACUGUCCUCAAGGGCAGCUUCCUUCCAGUGGAGUCGUCCUCUGUUCCCCAACGGUGUCAUUCAAAGCUAUGAGCUUCAACUCUAUGUGGCUUGCCCCCUGGAUUUAGUCCCUCCAUGCACAUCCAGCCACCCAGAGACAAAGUACGUGGGACUGGGGCAGACAGCCAGCCUUGGGGACCUCCAGCCUUACACCACAUACAAGCUGAGGGUGGUGGCCCACAACGAGGUGGGCAGCACGGCCUCUGAAUGGAUCAGCUUCGUCACCCAAACAGAACUCUUAGUCCCAAACUGGCCUCUCCACCUCCUCCCUCCUCUCGUCUUCCCUCUUCAGGGAGUGGGUUCAUCUCCUCCGAGGCUUCAGCUCCGCUACACAGGCGACUCCCAGAAGGCCACUUGCUCCCUGAGUCCUAGGUCUGAAAACCCAGUCCCCCGCACCCACACGCCCUUCCUCACCGUGGUCCAGAUGCAGCAGUGCCAGCCCCAGCUGGCACCCUGCCUGGGAAUCUGCUCCCCCCUUCAGGCCUCACGUUCGCCGCGUUCCUGCGGCCCCUUCUUUCUCCAGGUCAUCUGCACCACAACUGAAGGAAGUGUUAAGUCACCUUUGGUCCAAUAUGAUACCUCCACCGGAUCUGGCCUGGUUCUGACAACUCCCGGAAGAAAGAGAGGAUCGGGGAGGAAAAACACCGAAUUCUACAGCCAGUUAUGGUUCAUCGUGUUAAUGGCAAUGCUGGGCUUGAUCUUGUUGGCCAUUUUUCUGUCUCUGAUACUACAAAGAAAACUCCGCAAAGAACCCUAUAUCAGAGAGAGACCUCCCUUAGUACCUCUGCAGAAGAGAAUGUCUCCACUGAGUGUCUAUCCUCCGGGGGAAACCCAUGUGGGACUAGCUGACACCAAACUCCCCCGGGCUGGGACACCCCUCAGUAUCAGGAGCAACCGCAGCAUAUCCGUCCUUCAGAUCCCAAGUCAGAGCCAAAUAAGCCAAACCUAUUCCCAAGGCUCCCUCCACCGCAGUGUCAGCCAACUCAUGGACAUUCAGGACAAGAAAGUCUUGAUUGAUGACUCGCUGUGGGAAACCAUCAUGGGCCACGAUAGCGGACUGUAUGUGGAUGAAGAGGACCUGAUGAGUGCCAUCAAGGGUUUCAGUUCUGUGACUAAGGAACACACCGCAUUCACUGACACCCACCUGUGA
Messenger RNA from Suricata suricatta (meerkat), 15750 nucleotides. RefSeq names its product usherin (gene USH2A). The record is from RefSeq and is a predicted model, not a curated record. Gene Ontology annotation, molecular function: protein binding. NCBI's taxonomy places the organism in Eukaryota, Metazoa, Chordata, Mammalia, Carnivora, Herpestidae. The coding region runs from base 1 to 15750 and encodes 5249 amino acids. The transcript is spliced from 72 exons.